Ogataea haglerorum is the source of this 216-nucleotide messenger RNA. RefSeq lists its product as uncharacterized. NCBI's taxonomy places the organism in Eukaryota, Fungi, Ascomycota, Pichiomycetes, Pichiales, Pichiaceae. The record is from RefSeq and is a predicted model, not a curated record. Gene Ontology annotation, molecular function: transaminase activity; pyridoxal phosphate binding. The coding region runs from base 1 to 216 and encodes 71 amino acids. The transcript has a single exon.
AUGAAGAUAGAGGAAUUCUCUUUGGAAACUCAGUCAUUGAUCAAGUCAUUUUAUGAACAUAGCAGGGGCAGAUUCUGCCCUGGUAAAGUGCCUGUUGCCAGAAUAAAAAAUGGUACUGUCUGGGAUACGGAUGGAAACGAGUAUAUCGAAUUUUUGUCCUUUUUAACAGUUGUGAACAUGGGACAUGCUCAUCCUAAAAUCAUGGAAGCAUCUUGA